Molecule: messenger RNA, 1797 nt
Organism: Camellia sinensis
Lineage: Eukaryota; Viridiplantae; Streptophyta; Magnoliopsida; Ericales; Theaceae
Source: RefSeq, a predicted model, not a curated record
ACCACAUGAAAGACGAUCAUCAACAACACACAAACAACGACGACCAUCGUACCAUUUAAACUCUAAUUACUCCAUUUCUCUCUCUCUCUCUCUCUCUGUAUAGCUUUCGCAUUUCAUUGCCAGACCUCAAAUCGAGCUCCGAGACCUGAAUGAUUCCUCUGAAUUGUUAUCCUCUCUAGAUUUGGGCAUUGGACAACAAUGGAGCCAUUGAUGGAGCUCUGCGACUUGAUUGCGCAGAACCCAAACCAAUUCGCCGAGAAACUCACGUGGAUGUGCGGCAGAUGCCCUCAGCCUGAGGCUCUCCAAUCCGGAUCUCCUAGGGUUUCUCGUGCUCAGCUCAAUGCCGUCGUCGCAAUCGCUAGAUUUCUCUCUAAAUGCCCUAAUCACAGCCAUCACCGCUCCCAAUCACUGGUUAUCGAGUUUCUCCGCACUAUUCCGGCUUCCUUCUCCCAAUCUUUCUGGCCACAGUCCUUCGGAAUCGAUUCUAUUGCUUCUUUUUAUGCCGAUUUCUUGGCUUAUGUCUCCAAGGCCACAGAUUUGUCUUCAGAUUUCGCCGCCGAUGUUGCUUGUUUCAUGGAAGAUAUUGUGAUCUCUGCUGUUGCCAAUGUCAAUGGAGAAUUGGGGAUUUCUCGGGCUUUCUUGGGAGCUCUCUCACAGAGUUUCCUCCCCAUUCUUGCUUCUGACGCUGAUAAAUUGGUUUCGUGUCUUCUUGAUCACUUUGUGAGUUACGUCCCUAAUUCUCCGGCAACCCCGGAGCCAUCGUCUUCUCAGAGUUCACCUAUGACUGCAAACUAUUAUCAAACGAACGAGAAUUCUAGUCCACGACUCGACGUGAGCAAUGCCUAUGGUUCAUCCAGCAGUUCUGCGUCAAGAGGAUCGGUGAUGAAUGGUGGUAGCAUAGGCUGGAAGAGCAAUGUAGAUCAGUUGGUUGCAAGUAUUGGGAGCGUUGGGUUCAAUGACGGAGGAGGAGGAGGAGGAGGAGGCAGUGCCACGGCCUAUAGGCGAUUGGUUGUCACCUUUGAGGAGGAGCCUGUGGAGAGCCUUGAGAAACAAGAAAUUGCGUUCAAAUUGAUUACUCACAUCCUAGAUAAAGCACACAUUGAUCCCAAGCUAUUGGAGCAGGUGAGGAUUAUUGCGAAGGAGCAGCUCCAGUCAAUGUCUUCUUUUCUAAAGAUAAGGAAGCGGGACUGGACCGAACAGGGACCUCUAUUGAAAACUAGAAUCAAUACAAAACUUUCUGUUUUCCAAGCUGUAGCUAGGUUAAAAAUUAAAAGCCUUGCAUCCAUCGAUUCUGAUGGAAAGUUGUCAAAGAAGUUGUUGCUUGGUACUCUUGCACUGUUGGUAGAUGCUGCUGAAGCUUGUUUAUUUUCAGUAUGGCGAAAAUUGAGAAUAUGUGAAGAGCUAUUCAGUUCUUUGCUUGCUGGGAUUGCCCAAAUCGCUGUCACUCGUGGAGGCCAGCUGCUACGGGUUUUGCUCAUUCGCCUUAAACCCCUUGUGCUAGCCACAUGUGCCCAGGCUGACACUUGGGGCAACAGCCAGGGAGCCAUGUUCGAGAGUGUAUCGAAAACAAGCUGUGAGAUAAUUGAAUUUGGUUGGAGCAAGGACCGGUCUCCUGUGGACACUUUUAUCAUGGGAUUAGCUACAAGUAUUCGUGAACGAAAUGAUUACGACGAAGAGGUUAGCCUUAUAUUGCUGCUUAUUGAACAACAAAAACAUAAAAUGUGCACACGCGUAGACACAAACACAUUUAUGAGCACAUGCAUGCCAUUUGUGAGUUUUUGAAUGCUUAUGGAUGCU